Molecule: messenger RNA, 645 nt
Organism: Racocetra persica
Lineage: Eukaryota; Fungi; Glomeromycota; Glomeromycetes; Diversisporales; Gigasporaceae
Source: the annotation of a GenBank genome assembly
GAAGGCUAUCAGAAGCUUAUUUUUAUUCAAAUAAUGUUUUCUAAUGGUUCUCUUAAUCUGAACACGUCUGAAAAUGAUAAUCUUUCAAACUUAGAUAAGUCUGAAUCAAAUACCAAGCUUUCAGAAAAUGCUGAGGAUCUUGAAGGAUCUACAACAAAUCUAAUAGACCUAAAUGCGUCUACAGUAGUAGAUCCCGUCAUGUCAAUUACUGAUGAAUGUGAAACUCUUAACCUUGAAACUUCCUCUCCUAUAAAAUCAAAACGAAUGCCAUACCGUCGUCCUAUUUCUACUGCUAAUGCUCAACCACCAAAGAAGGGCAUAUUGAAACCUAUCUCACAAUCUAAUGCUCGAUCGAUUUGGAAAAGUGACUGGUUCUCUACCUUUAAUGCGCGUCUUCAAAACGUCACAAACUCCACUGCUAUGUCUACGAAUUCAACCUCUACUGCUUCUUUUUUCACAAAUGCAUUGAAAAAGCUGAACGCGUCGACAUCUUUACCUUUUCAGGAGGAUCCACCGAAAGAAACAAAUCCUCAAUUGCCUCUAAUAACCAUUACAUCAACUUCUGAUCAGGUUUCUCAAUCCAAUGUUCAAUGCUCUCCUGCCUUGUCAAAUAGCAACCACCUUACCGCCAAGUCCCUUAAACGA